AGUUUGUCGCGGCCCCGGCAACAUUUACUGCUUUUGCAUGCCCCAAUACGACUCUUAUACAUACGCACUCAUGUGGUAUUAAUAUUAUGUACCCUCUUCCAUUUUUUUUUCUUUUAUUUUUCUUCCUCGCUUCCAUUUUUCUCGUUUUUCCCCCGGAUACGGAUAACCACAACGCCUCAGAUGACGACCCGUUUUCUUUUUCACAGGAGCCAUCAUAUCGACAAACCACAGGAGCAGCAGAUGGAUCCCGACCAGAGGAACAGCUGUCCGCCUCUUCAAUAGUGCAUUCGUGGUUUCUUGCCGAAGAUAAGAAGGACAAUUUUUACGGUGCCAACGAUCAUGAUGAGUUGCCGGAUCCUGAGCCAUCAUUUUUCGAACAACCGACCGCACUGCACAAGAACGGCAAAAUCUUCCAUCGUUCAGCUAAAUCUUCCAGUAGUGCUACAUCUUCAUCUUCUGGCGAUGACGAAAUCAUAAGGAAGGAAGAGAUUGUCAAAGGCGAUCGCGACCAGAGAGGUCGUGUUGCGGAAGUAGAUGUAGAUAUAAAUUCCUCGACGGGUACAGAAAGUAGAAAUGCGUUUGUUGCCGAUCCGAAAAUCAUACUGUCGCUAGCCUCCGUAGUUUUCGGAGAGGACGACGCGACUUCUAGUAGUUCAAGUUCUCGCUUUAGUUCUUUAACAUCAAUAACACCCCGGAACAAGCUACAAGGAUCUACUAGUACACCAACCGUGUCCACGAUUUCGGGAUCUUCCACUAAUCGAACAAGUUCUCCUCCUUAUUUUUCAACUUACUCGUACGCAAAUACAAAUAGAAAUACUAAUUCCGUUCUUCUGACCGCGGCUGACGAGAUGCAGGGGCUCCUCGGUCAGUUGGCGGAGCGGCUGCAGACAGCUGGGCUCACAGGCGAUGUUGGAGGGUCGGGCGAUUCAUUUGCGGACAGUAGCACAUCAGCAACUGCGGUGGUACUGUCGCUUUUAGACGCCCUGCGCCAAGUCCUCUUCCUCGCCACAGUCAUCCUCGCCUCGUUUGGCAGCUUCUGGGAUGCAAUCGAGAAAAAGGUUGCUGAAGUCCACCUGGUGCGGGUUUUUGCGGGAUUUUUGGAGAAUCACACCGACGGAUUUUUUGACACAGACACUUUUGCGAACUACACAGCGAGUACUAUCUGCUGGCUCGGCCUCCUAAUCCUUUUUCGACACUUCUUUUACACGAGACUCUUUUUCCGCGACAAGCACCUAGAUUUUAAGAAUAGAAAUAGAAAGACCGGGCUCUUUGCUCGAGUUUCGAACAUUUUAUGUUGCUGCUGUUGCUGUGGUCGGAGCAAGAAAAGAAACAAAGACGAAGAACAAACGUACGAAAGGCUGAGUGCGACCUUCAAAACGCUGCAUCAGAAACAAGUUGUCAACAUGGAGCACAACCAGAAAAGCCAGAGCGGGGCGCAAAUGCGGGAAAUGUAUUCAAGUAGUAGACACCACACUUCUACUGCACCAGCAGACGGGUCGUCCCCCUUCUCAUCUGCUAAUGUGGGAACAAGUUACGUCCCUCUCCCUGGAGGCAACGUCUUGGAGGCCGGCGCUACUUUUGGUGCGGAAGAACUACGCGGGCAGCAGCCGCACAGCCGCGCUGCAGCGUCUGGCGAUUUUAGUCACAAAACUGUCACAAUAAACUCCGCCGCGAGGUCCACCCCGCCAGAGGACCUCCAAGAACAGCCAGAAGCUACGACGUCAAAGACGGCCACGACGGCGCAGGAGCGGAUCGCGUUUUUGAGCCGAAAGCUGAAGAAGACCCCGACGGCGCUGCUGGAGGACCCGAGUUACGGGCACGGGUGGCUCCCCUGGGACCAGCGGGCCGCGAUGGUGUCGGAGGCGGAAAAGGACGUGAUUCGGUACGCGAAAACGGAGGACGGGCGGGACGACCUGCACUUCCAGCUGGACAUGGGCAACAAGUAUGAGGGCAGCGGGGUGGUGCUGCCGCUGACCCGCGAGGAGAUGGAGCAGCACAAAAACACGGCCUUCGUCGGGGUGGCCUACCAGAUCACCAGCCUGGGCAAGCUGGACACGGUGGCGGAGUCCGUGGACCUGGGCUUCGAGCUGUCCAUGCUCUUCAAGGUGACCGACGCGGAGGACAUUGCCACGCUGAAAUCCAUCGCGGGCGACGAGUGCACGCUGAGCGAGCUGAAGCUGAACCAACCCCUACCCCUCUUUAACAUCCGGUCGGCCACCGAGCCGGAGGCGAUUUCCGAGUGCGUGGUGGCCGUGCGGGAGUGCGUCGACAAACCAUUGCCGGUGGCGGAGGACUACGCGGCCGCAAACGUGGACUUGGCGCACAGCUUUAAUUAUAGAAGAAGUUCAUCUCGUGGAGGUCCUGAUGUAGAAGGUCUCGACCAACCGCCGCUCGAGAAGCUGACGCGGUCGUUUUACGUGCAGACGUACGGAAAAUACCAGUCGGUGAUCAACCAGGUGAUGGAUCUCGAUUCUUUCCCGUUCUCCCGCAUGCUGUUGCGCAUGACGUUCGUGAACACCAUGUCCACGAAGAGCUUCUACGCGGUGCCCUGGAACUUCAUGCUGCCGCACUACGAGAUCGUCCGAGACAAGAAGGCAGCAGGAGCUGGUGCAACGGGUGGUGCAGCUGUGGUCAACAAGUUUGCGGACCGGCGAUUAGGAUCCAUGGACCCCAGGUUCUCCACCAUGGCAGCGCCAUCUGCUCAAACAGGAAGCACGACAAGUAGCAAUCGACCCAAGAUGAGCCCCGCCAACGAAGUUCUCGCCUCGGUCGCGGCGAUGGGCGCCCGGGGCGCGGCGAUCAACAACUCUAGUUCCCCCACGACAGCAACUAGUACGACCGCUGCCGGGUCCGGCGCAUCAAACGCGACCAGCCGCACGGCGUCGCUCUCGCCGGUUGCUGGGACCACGACGGGCAAUCAUUAUGCAACAAAAAAACUGUGUAAGUGUAACUUUGUAAAAAUGCAGAAAGUGCAAAACUGUUACACCUGUCAUGCCAGACAACCAUGAAGGCCUCUUUUCCUGUGUGUUUUCCCUUGUAAGCCACGCAUGACAGGUUUUCUAUGUCAUGUAGAGCAAAUUUGUGAUGCUGUCAGCCAAAGAAAGUUACACUAGCACAGUUUUUUUCUUGGAUAAUCAUGGCGCACCAGCUACAACUGCACCAGCGAACCCGUCGCCGGGCUACGGCUACCGGUUAGUGGAGAUGAAAUACCGGCCCUCGGUGUUCAAGGGCCGCACGCGGGUGACGGAAAGCUGGAUCUGCCGGGGGCACUAUGCGGAGUUCUACCCGCUGUCCUGGCUGGCCGCGAUGCCCUCGGGCGCGAAGUACAGCCGGUUUCACAUCGUGCUCCAGAUGGAGUGCGUCCCGAACUUUUACAUCAGCAACGUGCACGUGAUCCUCUUUCUCCUGGUCUGCUUGGCGUUUUCCGCGUUCCUCAUCCCCGUGACGGAGGUGUCCGACCGGAUGCAGGUGAUUUUGACUCUAGUCUUGACCCUGGCCGCCUACAAGGUGUCGCUGACCGCGUGGCUGCCGUCCAAGCCCUACAUGACCAGCAUGGACCUCUACGUGCUCUGGUCCUUCGGGCUGACCUUUGUGCAGGGCGCGGCGAUCAUGCUCUGCGGGUGGCUCACGAACUAUUUGAAUUACGACGCGGACACCAUCCACUUCUACGAGGGGUGGUUUUGGACCGUUGUGCUCUUCUUCUGGCUGUUCUCGCACUUGCUGCUCACCGGUGUGGCCUACUACGGGAAAAUGCAGAAGUACCUCUUUCCCCGGUGGAAGGCGGUGCUGGCGCAGGACGACAUGCUGCACCUGCGCGAGCGAGAUUUCGUGCAGGGGGCCAACGAGCGGGUCUUCUCCAUGAAGAGACAGGACGUGCCCAGCAUGGCGUCCGUGCACGGAAGGCUCGACUUCAGCAGCUGAUAUUUUAUGUCCGGGGCGGGAGACUGUGACUGACAAGGGGUGCAGGAUCAGUUGUGGGGGUUGUGAUGAAGAUGCCACAUCAAGGGCCACGAGUCGUCCGCGACUACCUACGUCGACCGUUCCGUAGUUUUCAAACGACGUCAUCUUUUUCUGAUCCUGAUCUCCUUGCUUCUGCAGUCCCCAUCUCCUGGAGGUUGUUUACUUACGACUUGUGACAAAGGACAAAUGUUGUCAAAAAUUUUGGGGGACGUCGUGUAUGAUGAGGCUUUCGCUUUUUCUAUCUUAAAACUAUGACCUGCGGCCGCGACACAAAGAGAAAGAGUGCGUGACGCUGCAUGGGAAAAAGAAGAACAUACAUCAUGCGCGAAGAUCCACACAUGGACCUUUCCUGGAGUAGUUUUUUUCACUGGGGAAGAAGAUCGCGAGGAGCCAACAUGCCCAUGGCACGAUGAAUUUUGAGGAACAACCUGUACAUUCAUACGAUACUUUUUACACCCUUCGCGACGAGCUACACGCUUUCAUCAUUUCAUCUAUGAUUUCAU
Molecule: messenger RNA, 4463 nt
Organism: Amoebophrya sp. A120
Lineage: Eukaryota; Dinophyceae; Syndiniales; Amoebophryaceae
Source: the annotation of a GenBank genome assembly